GCGCGGCGCGGCCGGCGGGCGGGCGGCGCGGCGGCGGCGGCAUGGACACGGGCACCGGCGGGGGCUGCGGGCGCCCGGCUCCCCGCCCGGCCCGGCCCGCUCCCGACGCGCGGCCGCCGCAGCCCCCGCAGCCGGCUGGGAGACCGUUCCCGCAGCCGGCGCAACUUGCCUCGGACCCUCGGUGAGCGGCAGCGGCGGCGGCGCGCGUGGGGCCGGGCGGGAGCGGGCGAGGCGUGCGGGCGCCCGGCGCGAUGCCUCCGGCCGGCGGCCCCCGAGCGCCGCGUCCCGCCGCGCUGCCCCGCAGCCUCUCCCGCCUUCGCGAGUGCCCGGGCCGCUCCCGCAUCGUGCUGGCGCUCGGGGCCACGCAGAUGGCGCUCGGAUGCCUCAUCGUGGCCGUCAGCUUCGCCGCGCUGGCGCUCACCACCUCGGCCCGCGUCCGCCACUCCUGCCCCUUCUGGGCUGGCUUCUCGGUGCUGCUGUCGGGACUCAUAGGCGUUGUCUCCUGGAAGAGGCCUCUCUCCCUCGUGAUAACCUUUUUCAUGCUGCUUUCUGCAGUGUGUGUGAUGCUGAAUUUGGCUGGUUCGAUUCUCUCUUGUCAGAAUGCUCAGCUAGUCAACUCUCUAGAAGGCUGCCAGUUGAUUAAGUUUGACAGUGUGGAGGUGUGUGUCUGCUGUGAGCCGCAGCACCAGUCGUCCGGCUGCAGCAACCUCGGGGAGACGCUGAAGCUGAACCCGCUGCAGGAGAACUGCAACGCCGUGAGGCUGACCUUGAAGGAUCUCCUCUUCAGCGUGUGCGCCCUCAACGUGCUGUCCACCAUCGUAUGUGCGCUGGCCACAGCCAUGUGCUGUAUGCAGAUGGUCUCCUCCGACGUCCUGCAGAUGUUCCUUCCGCAGAGGUCGCAUCCCGCCAACCCCGCCUGCAUGACUCCCCACGGCACCGUUCUCCACCAGACCCUGGAUUUCGACGAGUUCAUCCCCCCGCUCCCGCCUCCACCCUACUAUCCCCCAGAGUACACCUGCACACCCUCUGCCGAUGCCCAGAGGGGCCUCCACCUGGACUUUGCUCCAUCUCCAUUCAGCACUUUGUAUGACGUGGCCAUCAACAGCCCCGGCCUGCUCUAUCCUGCUGAGCUCCCGCCUCCGUACGAGGCGGUGGUGGGCCAGCCCCCUGCCAGCCAGGUUACAGGUAUAGAUCAGCAGGUGGCUGAGUCCAGCUCCGGGGAUCCAAACACCAGUGCUGGCUUCAGCACUCCAGUACCAGCUGACAGCACAAGCCUCCUGGUGUCCGAGGGCAUCGCCACGCCAGGUUCCAGCCCAUCCCCCGAUGGCCCUGUAGGCACCCCAGCGCCCCCUGAACCUGCCCUUCACCCUGGCUCUGUGUCUCUGGAGGAUCCUGGCAUGGGCUCACAGGUGCAGCCAGGACCUGGGCAUGUGUCCCGCUCUACCAGCGACCCCACCUCAUGCACAUCUGGCACAGCAGUUUCCAUGUCUCGCUCUGCCACGGCUGCCUGUUGGGCCCAGCUUUCACCAGCGGGAGACCCAGAUACCUCGAAAGUUGACCAACGGCCAGCACCAGAGGCCUUGCCGGCGGCCUCCAAAGAGCAGCUGCGCUCUUUAGUGGACAGGAAGGCCUAUGUGGACACCAGGGUUUUGGUGACUAAGUUUCUGGAACACUCACACCGUGCCCUUCCCACCGAGGCGCAGCACGUGGGGGGUGCCGUGCACGUGGCCGUCACCUCCGAGGAGCCCCCCGAGGAGGAGGCCGUCUUCAGUGCCAGCGUUCUGGACCAGGUAUGAAGGAGCCACAAGUCUGGCCGUGGACAGCAAUGGGCCUGGUGCCACAGAUGUUCUUGCCAGAAGCCGCCUUGCCUGACAGAGGCCUCAGGCCCAGCUUGGCUGAGGACAAAUCGGGGGGCGGGGGGACACCCAGCAUCAUCUGGGGGCAGUGAGGGCAGGAAACUGUUACUCCCUCUCUUGAGGGGAGCUGAGCAGUCGUUUCCUAGGGGAUUGCAUUUCCUGCCUAGCCUGGUGAUUCGGAAAGAUGACUCUCAUGUCCGCAGUGAACUCUCUCUGGCGUGGAGGAGCCUGAACUGAGCAGCGUUGCACAAAUGUGAAUACAGCAACAGGGGACACUCAUGUCACCUAAAGACUCUAAGUAUCUCCAAAAUCAGGGCCAUCCAAAGCAGGAGUCUCCCACCCCCAAUUUAACUUAGUGUUCAGUGGACAGAGAGUGGCAUCGAGUCAUGGGACAUUUUCUCACGUGGUUCUCGGCUCUAGCAUCACACAUUCAUCAUGCUCUGGCCCAUUUCCUAUGAAAGGAGAUAGGUAGCUUUUUCCUUUCCAGAAAGAUGGCAGCCUGGGCCCAACUUCCUGCCCCCAGGGCUACGGUAUACACAAAUGUCCAGUGAGGGCUUCUGCCACAGCCCGGCCACCCCAGGGGACAGGCCAGCAUUGUGGGGGGUUGGAGGUACCCACCAUCUCCCAGUCUCCUGGGCCUUGAGCUCAGCCUCCCUCUGUGGGCCUCCCUCCUCCUGGGCCCCCUUUCUCCAGGUUCCUGUCCUGUUCCUGGAGCAGACCCUAGUUUGAUCCUUAACAGUAAGUGCUGAUUCCCAGCCCCUUUGGAGGUCUCCCUUGUAUCUAAGCUCAGCUGAUUGAGCUCGGUGGGUCCAGGUCUGGGGGAGAGGGGCUGGUUUCUCUGGGAAGUGGUCCCUCUUGAUAAAGCAGGUCCCCAUGACCCAGAGCCACCCUCCUCCGGGCAGCAGACACACCUGCGCAGGAGAUCGUAAGCCACUGACAAGCCCACACAAAAAGGAAAGCAGACCCCCACCAUGCUGCUUAUGCGGAAGCAGGCCCAGUUUGGGGGUGGCUUGAUCAUCUUUGACUUUUUCAGCCCCCAGCCCCCUGUUUUCUGGUGGUGUCAGUGGCAGCUGUUCCCAACAGUGGCCUUGGAACAGUGCCAUCCAUGAGAACUUUCUGCAGUGAUGGAAAUGCCCGUUCAGGACCACUAACUAGCAACAGCCCCUGAGCUGCGAUGGGUGGGCUCUCUGGCAAACAGAGCAGCCUCGAGCCCACGGUCUCCCCAGAGAGCCUAUGGGCUUGGCAUGGGGACACAGGGGGCAUCAGAGGGUGCCCACCACUGCUGGGGGCCAGGGCUCAUGCUGCUUUUUCCCUGGGCUCUUGGGGGCUUGUCCUUGAGCUCCCCCAAUUCCCCAGCGCCACUGGGGCCAGUGUGCUGAGGAGCGUCUGUGUGGCUGGAAGCGAGGCAGGUGGGGAGGUUCCAGCCCAGCUGCGCAGAGCCUGCCUCCAGCCCUUACCCCGCCCUGGGGCUGAGAUGUAGGACUCUGCCAGCUGUGGCCACUUGAGGUUUCAGCUGCUUUAGAGAGCUGAAAACACACAAACCAGGCCUUUCCAUGACAAACUGCACUUUUCCAGGAGAGACGUACUAGAGAUGAAUUUAUGGGCACUUUAUUCAGACUGUAAGACAGGAAACCUCUGAUGUUUCUCAAGUAGGGGCUUCUGAAUUCACACAAGGCAAGUCCCUCUGCAGGUGCGAAUAAUUGAUGGCUUUUCAAAAUGGCUGCCCGGAGCAGCACUUCAGCCGCGCCUGACGCCCUGGCCUCUGCAUCUCCGCCAUCUCCGAGGUACGCUGGGGCCGCGCCGCAGGGUGUCACCUGCUUGGGGGGUCCACACAGCAUUGUCCUUGGGCUGAGCCCUUGGGUGGGCCAGAGCCGCAGUUCCGGUGAAGCCAGCGCCGCCCCACCCAGUGGAAUCGGCUUCUGGCGUGUUUUCAUCAUGCGGCUGGGGCACAGGCCCCCUGGACCACCCAGCCUGGUGUUCGGUGUCCUUCCCUUCUCUGCAGCAGGGCCCGGACCCACCAGUCCCUGCGGUCCCCACACCAGCACCCCCCCCACCCAGUUCUGGGUUUUCACUGGUGGCAGCUCUGUUUUAUGGAUACGGAAACUACCCAACUUGAUGCCAGUGGGCUGGAAUGCUCUGCCUCCUGGAAACGAGGCAGUCAGGGAUGGGGUGGGGUGCCCCCCUCAGCCCAGCUGCUCAGGGCCACUCAUGGACUCUAGGAGGGUCCAGGCUCUGGGCAUCCCAGAAAGGUCCGCAGAAGAGAGAGGUGCUGGUAGACUAGGGAAUGCGCUGGCAACUUGACCCAGCAGCUGUGGUGCCCUCGACCCUGGCUCCCUGGCAUGCAGGUACCAGUAGCUCCAGCAGCAAGAGCCCAAGUCCCAGGCUGUGUGUCGGCUCACAGAAAAAGGGAAGGCUGAAUUCCUCCCCUCCCUGUGCAUCCUUUCCCCCACUCCACUCCUGCUCCCUGUCUGGGAUCUUAAAUAGGCCAACGGUGGCAGCUUUGGGGGCAACACCUCCUUCUCCAGCUCAGCUGGGCCCUGGGCUUCCCCUGCCCUCCUGAGACCCAAAGGGGGCUGGGACCUGCUGUGACACCACCACUGACCCCAGCCUGGGGGCCAUGAGGAUGCUGAGAGGGGAGAACCUGGACCCCAACUCUUUGAGAUGCAAGGUUGGAGAGGGGGAGUAUCAUUUGCAAGGACCUCAGGCCUUCCUUGGGUGGAGAUGAGGAUCCACAUUAAAUGCUUAUAACACACCAGGCCACAGAAAGCUCGUUACCCACGGAUGCUUCUCCCCACCCAUGCUGACUCUCAGAGGCUGCUAAGGCAGAAUUUAUAGGAAAUAGUUUUCAAGCCACCAGAGACCUGUUUGUACAAGUGGAAGGGUUGUAUUUAUUUAAUGUACCUCAAGGUGUUUUAAUAAUGAUCAGUGUUUUAAUAAAAAGUAUUUCUGGCC
Callithrix jacchus (white-tufted-ear marmoset) is the source of this 4808-nucleotide messenger RNA. It is a transcript of the gene ENTREP2, whose product is annotated as endosomal transmembrane epsin interactor 2. The record is from RefSeq and is a predicted model, not a curated record. NCBI's taxonomy places the organism in Eukaryota, Metazoa, Chordata, Mammalia, Primates, Cebidae. Gene Ontology annotation, cellular component: membrane.